Molecule: messenger RNA, 1726 nt
Organism: Arabidopsis arenosa
Lineage: Eukaryota; Viridiplantae; Streptophyta; Magnoliopsida; Brassicales; Brassicaceae
Source: the annotation of a GenBank genome assembly
AUGGGAUUUCAAUGGCGAAUUCUCUUCUCCUCCUCUUAAUCCUUCUCCGAUCACCAAUCACCGGCCUCCACCUUCUUCUCAUCUUUCUUCACUCUCUUUUAUAACUCUCUGUUCCUUCAAAUUUUCCCGAAUCUUCUUCUUCAACUAGAAGCAGAUCUAGUGAUCUCUUUAAUGGCGUCAGUGUUCUUGUAUCACGUAGUGGGAGAUUUAACUGUAGGAAAGCCAGAGAUGGUUGAGUUCUACGAAACAGAGACGGUGGAAUCUGCAAUUAGAGCCAUCGGAGAGUCGACGGAGUGUGGGAUUCCGGUUUGGAGGAAGAGAUCGACGCCGAAUCUUCCUGGGUUUGUGGAGAAUAGUGAGAUGAGACAACAAAGAUUCGUUGGGAUUUUGAAUUCUUUAGAUAUUGUUGCGUUUUUGGCUAAGAGUGAGUGUUUGCAAGAAGAAAAAGCUAUGAAGAUUCCUGUCUCUGAGGUUGUUUCUCCUGACAAUACUCUGCUUAAACAGGUUGAUCCUGGGACUAGGUUGAUAGAUGCUUUGGAAAUGAUGAAACAAGGAGUAAGACGACUUUUGGUUCCGAGAAGCGUUGUUUGGAGAGGUAUGAGCAAGAGAUUCUCCAUUCUUUACAAUGGAAAAUGGCUGAAGAACAGUGAAAACUCUAGCAGUAGUAGUGGUCUCGCUGCUGACUCCACCAACAGGCCUACUACGUCCAUGACUUCAAGCCGUGACAAGUUUUGUUGUCUCUCAAGGGAAGACGUGAUCCGCUUCCUUAUAGGUGUCCUUGGAGCACUAGCUCCUUUACCACUCACAUCAAUCUCUACUCUUGGAAUCAUCAAUCAAAACUAUAACUUCAUUGAAGCCUCUCUUCCAGCCAUUGAAGCCACUCGAAGGCCACCGUGUGACCCCAGUGCGAUCGCCGUGUUGGAACAAACCGAAAACGAACAACAGUUCAAGAUAAUAGGAGAAAUCUCAGCUUCAAAGCUUUGGAAAUGUGAUUAUCUGGCUGCAGCUUGGGCUCUAGCUAAUCUAUAUGCAGGACAAUUUGUGAUGGGAGUUGAGGACAACAUGUCAUCAAGAUCAUUCAGCGACUUCCUUCAAACUUCAUUCCCAGGAGGAGAACAGAACGGAACAACAAAGGCCAAAAAAUUCAGCAGCAGGAGCAUCGGUUUUAAUCCAACAAGUCCGACAAGAUUAAGCAUCGGUAGGAGCAUGUACAGAGGAAGAAGUGCGCCGUUAACUUGCAAAACAUCGAGCUCAUUAGCUGCAGUUAUGGCUCAGAUGCUGUCUCACAGGGCCACACAUGUUUGGGUCACAGAGGCUGACUCAGAUGAUGUUCUUGUUGGAGUUGUGGGCUAUGGAGAAAUCUUGACUGCUGUAACUAAACAACCUUCUGCUUUCGUUCCUUCGAAUCGGUCUUAUGAAGGUUUUGGCAAUGAAAAUCAAAGCUAAGACUACAAUCAAAAUGAUCACAUUUCUUUGGCUGUUAUCGUGUGAGACGUUCUCAGGGUAGAAGGAUACUAUUUUUGGGUGUUUCAUCAAUUUGUGUACUAUUGUGUACUAGUGUCAGCUCCAAGAAGCAAAGUUAAAUUCUUUUGUGUCCUGUGAAAAAGUUGCUUUUGAGACGUUCUAAGGAUUGAAGGAUUUUAUAUUCUUGGGUAUUCAGUCAAUUUGUGUACUAUUGAGUCUAGUGUCAGACUCCAAGAAGCAAAAUUAAAUCAAUUUUUUUAAG